UCCGCUCUUCUUCAACACCAACAGCCCCAGACCUCCCCCCGCAACCUCGACCUAGCAGAACCGCCUCCCAUUCCCCUUCCGCUCUAAAAGAUCAAAUCCCUUCCCCACCUAAAAAACCCUAGCAGCUAACAUACAAAAAAAAAAAAAACCAGCAUCUCUCAUCCCCUACGAAAAGAGAGCAGCUUUUCCCCUUUCCCUGGAUCCCUACCAAAAUCUCCGCCUCCCACCCCAUUUUCGGAAUAGAGAACGGACCACCCUAGAGAAACUAGCGGCUCUCUCCGUCUCUGUUUCAGUGUGCAGCACCACCCCCCAAAAAAGCCAAAGCUCACUGUUCAUGAAAAUUUUCAAAGAUAAGAGAACAAUUAAAAAUUGGAGAAGUGUUUGGACAGAAAUCGAAAAAAACAUAAGUCGAAGGUUUUGAGAAUUCGAGGUGAAAUUCCGGGUUCCGGUUCCGCCGUUCGAUUUUUGUUGCUGUUUCUCGGUGGAUUUUUGGGAUCGAAGCAGUGUUCAUUUGCUUAUUUUUCCAUUGUCAAUAGAGGAAUUUCAGUUUAGCAGAAAUGGGGUCCUCUGAGCGUUUAAGAGCUACGCUAAAGGUGUAUAGGAAUCUACUAAAAGCAGUGGAAAAGCAUAUAGGGAAGGAAGAGCACAGGGUUCAUUUCACUGAUUUCAUCAGGGAAGUGUUCAGGAAGAACAGCAAUCUUGAAUGCCCAAAAGACCCCUCUUUUAUUCAACAGAGGAUUAAUCUUGCUCAAAAUUAUACAUACCUUCUCAACAGUGUCCACCAUCAUAAGGAUUUAUUAUUUUCUUACAAUAUUGCUGUGGAUAGAUCCAAUGAGAUGACGAAAGUGCUGGGCAAAUCUGCUGCAAGUGUGGGUCUCCGCCUUCCUGAUGUUUAUCAGUCUUGAAAGUUGGUAGGUUAUCACUAUUUUCUUUUCCAUUUCCUUGUCUGUAUAAUGGUUUUGUAACAAGCACAUUUAUGCUAUAAAAUUUAUGGCAUAUUCAUGUCUAAAGCAUAUCUGUGCCUGUGCCUGUGCCUGUGUGCUUCGAGGUAAUGUUGAGAUUUGUCCCUUACUUUCCUUUCUGAGAAAGAAGGGGGAUGGGGGAUGGGGAGGGGAGAGAGUGCUUUGGGAUAAGAAAUUUAAUACCUACUCGAGCAAACUGAAUUUGACUAUGCAUUAUGGACGUUAUAUUGAAUUGAGGAAGUUCCUGUACUAAAACUUUUAGUUAUUCUUGACUCACAUGAGAUGAUAGUUCAAGGUCU
Nicotiana tabacum (common tobacco) is the source of this 1261-nucleotide messenger RNA. NCBI's taxonomy places the organism in Eukaryota, Viridiplantae, Streptophyta, Magnoliopsida, Solanales, Solanaceae. The record is from RefSeq and is a predicted model, not a curated record.